This is a messenger RNA of Dictyostelium discoideum AX4, 5841 nucleotides long. It is a transcript of the gene sibE, whose product is annotated as type A von Willebrand factor domain-containing protein. The record is from RefSeq and is a predicted model, not a curated record. Lineage: Eukaryota; Evosea; Eumycetozoa; Dictyosteliales; Dictyosteliaceae. The transcript is spliced from 3 exons. The coding region runs from base 1 to 5841 and encodes 1946 amino acids. Gene Ontology annotation, cellular component: membrane.
AUGAAUAAUUUAUUCAAAUUUUUAUUUGUAUUACUUGCAAUAUUUUGUCCACCCAUUUCAGAUUUGGUAGUAUCUCAUGGAGUCCCACAACAGCACAUAACGAUUAUUAAAUUUACAACAAAUUUCGCAUUUAGAACUACAUUUUAUAAAACAAGCUCAUCAUCAAUUGUAAUUGGAGAAAAAAUUACUCUUGGUACUUUAACUUUUGGUGAUGGUUCAUCUACAUCAGUUAGGGCAUCUGUGACCAGUUUUGAUACCAAGAAUGAUUGGUUCUUUGGUCAAUUUAUCUUUACUAAAACCUAUACUGCCUUAACUCCAAACAACUCAAAACAAUAUCUUGCCAUGUUUACAUCAUGUUGUAGAAUUAGUACACUUCUCAAUAAUAAAGAUGCUGAUUGGAACAUUACUAGUAGUGUUUAUCUUGAUAACAAAAAUUGGCCAUCAGUAAAUCAUUCACCAGUAUCAGGUAUGUUACCAAUUGUCCAAGUUAUUGCCAACAAAAAUAAUAACUUCCGUGUUAUUGCAAGUGACCCAAAUGUUGAUGAUAAACUUUCAUUCUCUUUCUCAACCGUUUAUCCAAUGACCCAACCAUCUGGAAUGAAAAUCAAUAGUACUGGUCAUGUUUUUUUCUUACCAACUUCAGUUGGUCUUUAUUCUACUCAAAUUUAUAUCACAGAUGAUGCCGUUCCACCAGCAUAUGCCGUAGUCGAUUUCAUUUUAGAAUCAAUUACUGAACCAGGUAAAUGUGAUCCAAGUUGUUCCAAUGGUGGUGCAACAUGUAAUGGUAAUUCAGAAUGUAAAAAUUGUGCCAACGCUGGUUCAACAACUAGCAAUACUUGUUCAACAACUAAUUAUCCACCAUACUUUGUUUCACCAACCCCACAAGAUAAUCAAUUAAUUCCAUUCACUGUUGGUCAACCAAAUAGUAUCACACUCUCAUGUAAAUCAGAUUAUACAACUAGAACUGUCGGUAUCCAAGCUGCUAAUGUACCAGCUGGUGCAGCCAUUGCAGAAGGAACUUCAAGUCAAGGUACAGUUAAAAAUAUUCUUUCAUGGACUCCAGUCGCUGCAAAUGUUGGUGUUUAUGUAACUUCAAUCUUUUGUUAUGAUUCAAAUGGUUUAACAUCAUCAUCUCGUUCAUUUACAAUUUUCAUUGCUAAACCAGAAUGUGGUAAUGGUCAUAAAGAUCCUUCAACUGGUAAAUGUAAAUGUGAUGGUGAUAAAUGGGAUCCAACUUCAAAUUGUUUCGAUUGUAGUACCGGUUAUUAUGGUCAAAAUUGUGAUCCAACCCCACCAUGCGAUAAAGGUAUUCCAAAUGAAGGUAUUUUAGGUGAUGGUAAAUGUAUGUGUAUCAAUGGUUACAGUGGUGAUAAAUGUGAUGUUCCAUUAUCUCAAAGUUGUAAAGAUUUGAAAAAUUCUAUUCUCCUCUCCACCUCUGUUCCAUCAUUCUUUGUCAAUCCAACCAAAGUUCAACUAUAUAUCGAAAGUGAUUUCGCUUUAACUACAUCAUUAAACAUUCCACAAAAAUUAACAAAAAUUGACGUUUUCGUUUUAGUCGAUGUCAAUGUCGCCUCAUCAACUCUCUUUGGUGUUGUUCAAUCAAGUAUUUCAACAUUUGUCACUGAGGUUUCAAAGAGUAUUUGCGAAACAACUCAAUUUGGUAUUGGUUAUUUCAGUGAUGCCUCUUCAUCUGGUUUCAAUUUUGCUCCAGGUUCAAUCAUUGGUAGCAAUAUCGUUAAUACUAUCAAUGGUUAUGCUGUCUCAUCUUAUACUUCAACCUCAAGUGGUAAUUCACUUUUGGGUGCAACAAAUGCUGCAUCAAACUCAAAUGGUUGGAACUCUGGCUCCUUUAAAGCAAUUGUUGUACUUACCGAUAAAGAUCAUUCUUCAAACUCUGCUGCUAUAACUAAUUUCGUCAAUACUUACAUUUCAAAUUCAAUUGCGCCAGUUGUUGUUGGUUUUGGUGCCUCAUCAAUUCCAAAUUGGAAUUCAGCAAUUUCAACCGCUGAUUUUGGUUAUAGCACUGUCUCUGCUGCUACAUCCAUCGAUAUCUCUGCUAAAGCUGUAGCUGGUUUAAAGAGUGUUUUAUCAAAUGUUGUUUAUAAAACCGAUAAUACAACCAAUGGCGCUUCAUUCGUUAAAUCCACACCAUCAGAUGUCGCUGUAUCUUCCACCGCUGAUACCGUUAAAACCGUUAGUGGUCUUGUUUUAACCAAACCAUCAGCAACCUCAAUCGUAUCACCAGUUGCAUCAGUUUCAGCAAUUGGUUUUGGCCAAACUGAUUUUUCAAUCAAUUACAAUCGUCCACCAACUCCAACCGGAACUGCAUUCUCUGUAAAUCAAAAUUCAUUUGCUACCUUUAAAUUAACAGGUACUGAUCCAGAUUUCAAUAUUUUAACCUUUGCUUUCACUACCUUCUUAACAAGUGACGUUGGUGUUAUUACCGAUAGUAAUAAUAAAGAUGUUUCAACCCAAAAAAGUAAAUAUUACGAUUCAACCGAGACUUUCACCUUCACUCCAGCCAUUAACUAUUUAUUACCAAUCAGUGUUAGUUUCGUUGCCAAUGAUGGUUGUCUUAAUAGUACUACAUCUGCAACCGUUUCAAUCACCAUCAACAAAGUCAAUCAAUUACCAACUUGUCAACAAAAAACAAUUUCACCAACUUUGAAUGUUGCUAACAAAUUUGUAUUGAGUGCUUCCGAUUUUGAAGAUGCCACACCAUUCAUUCAAUUCACUAGUCCAACCGAUUUAACUGCAUAUGGUACAUUAACUUUUGGUGGUGUUGCUGUUACUUCAACAUCUAAAAUUCCAACUAGUUCUGAAAUCACAUUUACCCAAACCGUUAAUCCAACCAAUGCUAUUGAUGUUCCAGUAUCAUUCCAAGCUGUCGAUAGUGUUGGUGCAAUCUCUACAAGUACUUGUACAUUAACUGUUAAACUUGUUCAUACAAAUAUUAAACCAGUUUCAUCAUCAACAUCACCAAUUUCAGUAAUUCCAAGAGGUUCUGUUUCAUUAACUUUGGUAUCAACUGAUUCAGAUUCAACAUCUGCAAAAUUCACCAUUAAAUCCGUUAACAAGGGCGCAAAGGGUGAUUUCUACACUUGUUCAACCAAUGAUUGUACAUGUAAUUCUACUCAAACCAACAUAUAUACCUCUAUUUCUACAACUACAACCUACACAUCAAUUUCUUAUACCAACAAAGUAGCCAACAAACUUAUUUGUUUCACCAAUGGAGAACCUUCCGCAAUUUCAAAUUAUGCAUCCAUUUCAUUCACAUCAACUGAUAACCAAGGUUUAGAAUCAGAUUCUGUCAAUGUAGUCGUUAAUAUUGUUGGUAAUCGUACUAAUGUUGCACCAGUUGUAACUAAAAUUCAAGGUUACAGUGUUUAUCAAGAUUAUUUAGAUUCUGAUGCACAUGUUGUAACUGGUACCGAUGCUGAUAUCGAUGAUUACAAUCCACCAAAUGUUAAUAAUUUAAUUGCUAUAAUUACCACUCCACCAUCCAAUGGUAUUUUAGUUACUCUUCAAAAUGGUAGCAUUGCUGCCACUCAAGGAAAAGCUCCAUUCACUCAUUACUAUAGACCAAAUCCUGGUUUCAAGGGUACUGAUAGUUAUUCAUAUCAAGUUGUUGACACUUUCAAAGCUGGGUCAUCAAUUGAAAGUACCACCGUCACUGUUAACCCAAUUAAUCACAAGCCAAGUGUUGUUGUCAGUUCAUAUUCUUUCACAUCUCAAAGUGGUGAUGGUGAAACUCAAGACUUGGUCACCAGUGAUCCAGAUGGUGAUAGUGUUAUUUGUUCAGUUGUUUCCAUUCCAAGUCAAAUUGGUAUGUAUGAUUCAGAUGGUAAUUUAAUUGAAUCAGUUCCAACUGUUCUCUCUGGUACUUCAUACAGUUUCAAGUUAUUAGAUCCAUCAAAAAUUACUCCAACUCCAUUCACAAGUGUUUCAAGUUCAUUCGCUGUCAAAUGUACUGAUGUUACUACAAAGACUAUUCCAUUUGGUACAUUAUCAACUGGUGUAGUAACUGCUAAUGUUCAAUAUACUUAUAUUAAUACUCCACCAACUACUCAAGGUGGCACUGUUCAACUUGAUCAAGAUACAGUCAAAGUAUUCACUUUUAAUGGUUCUGAUAUUGAAACACCAAAAGAUGAUAUUAAAGUUAAAAUCCUUUCAUUACCAAUCAAUGGUCAACUUUUAAUUAACGCUACUGGUGUUGCUCUUACUACAACAAAUAUUGCUUCUGAAACAUACAACCUUAAUGCACUUUCAUACAAACCAAAUGCAGGUCUUUCAAAUUGGAAUACCAUUGAUCAACAAAGUCCACUCGAUUCAAUUUCAUACACUGUCAUUGAUCAACAAGGUCUUACAUCAGAUUCUGAUAUCGUUUACUUUAGUGUUAGACCAAGAAAUCCACCAGUUUAUACUGGUGCAAGAGUAAUUGAUGUUUUACAAAACACUCGUUAUCCAUUAACUAUCACUAGUAGAAUUGGUGGUGGUGGUUCUGAAGUUAAUAUCCAAGUUAUUGGAUUCACUAACAAUGGUACUUUAAGUAUCGCUCACAAUAUGGGUAGCGAAGGUACUAUGGAUUCAGAAAUUACAUCAUAUCCAAAUCAACAAUCUGGUUCAACUUCAUACAACUAUGCAUACAUGCCACCACGUAAUAAAUAUGGUAAUGAUUUUGAUUUCAUUUACUUCAAACUCUUUGAUGGUGAUCUUUACUCUGAACUUUAUACAGUCACUGUUAAUGUUAUUCAUGUCAACCAACCACCAACAAUCGAAUUAGUUAGUUACAAGAUUUUAGAUGGCGUUUCAAGUGAAGUCUUAUUUGAAAAUACUUCAUUAAUUAAUAUGAAUAUUAAUACCACUGUCCUAAUUAAAUAUUCUGGUAAUGAUAUUGAUGUUGAUCAAGUUACUCCAUUAAUUUCAAUGAUUCCAAAUUUCCCACUUCGAGGUUCGCUUUACGCUUAUAAUCCAACUGCUUCAAAUUCAUCAGGUGCGCCAAUCACUCGUAACUCUUCAAAUGUUGAACAAAAUGCUGAUGGUUUUUACUAUGUCGUAUUUGUACCAUCAAAAAAAACCUCUGGUGAAAGUUAUGCACGUAUUACAUUUAUUAUGACUGACAAUGGCGGUCUUAAUUCACCAAUCGUCGGAGUGUUAAUCAAUGUUAAUACUGUCAAUAUUGCACCAUUUGUAAUCAUUGGUAACAAAAACUACACAACUCAAACCAAUUUAACUGCCUCUGUAAUGGGUGUACAAUUUGAUGAUCCAGAUUCUACAACUAACAAUGUUUCAAUUGUUGUUUCAAUAGUUGGUCAAAAAGAUGACAAAGUUGCAUCACUCAAAGAUAUUAAACUUUCAUUCACUCAAUCACCAAUGUGUGAAUAUCAUCAAACUUUAGCUUCAAUCACAUGUAUUGGACCAAAGAAACCACUCAACAGUUCAAUUGUUUCAAUUUCUGUUAUCGCAUCAACUGCUGGUGACUAUCGUCUUAAACUCUUUGUUGAUGAUUUAGGUUACAAUGCACCAUCAGCCAUUAGAGCUCAAUCACAUUUAAAUGCAACUGGUUAUGUUGAUGUUAAAGUUAAUGCACCAGAAGCUACCACACAAACCACUAAUAAUAAGACUGUUUUAACAGGUGCUAUUGCUGGUGCUGCCGCUGGUACUGCUUUAAUUGCUGCUGCUGCUUGGAAAUUAUUAAGAAAAGCUGCACCACCAACUGAUACUUUCUUUAGUGAAGCCGCUUUCCUUGGUGACGGUGUUAAUGCCAAUCCACUUUACGAACAAUCUGCAUCUGCCGCUGAAAAUCCACUUUAUCAAUCUGCCUCUGAUAAUACUGACUAA